This is a messenger RNA of Rhizopus microsporus ATCC 52813, 2039 nucleotides long. RefSeq lists its product as uncharacterized. The coding region runs from base 93 to 1976 and encodes 627 amino acids. The transcript is spliced from 11 exons. The record is from RefSeq and is a predicted model, not a curated record. NCBI's taxonomy places the organism in Eukaryota, Fungi, Mucoromycota, Mucoromycetes, Mucorales, Rhizopodaceae.
CCAAAGCAUUUGAGAAACUAGUGCUAGAAACACAAACAAGUCUUCAUCAGCUAUUUUUGAAAAAGGCAGACAAGAACCCAAAUAGUACAGUGAUGAUCCAAUCUGCCAACAUUCCUUGGUCUUGGGUUGCUAUUCACGUUGCCAAGAUGCUAAUUGAGUAUCCUACAGGAUUAACCAAUGUUGUUUUAUUAGCCAUGCUUGAAGUUCAGUGGGAAAAGGCAUUUCUAAGAAAGUUUAAAGGAUUUGAUUCAGAUUUUGGCACGAUCCAAGCUGUUUACGAUAGCAUCUCAGCCGAAACCUUCUUACUCGAAACUACCGUCGUCGAUUGGGAACCAAUACCGGCUGCCAACACUUUCAGACUGACCGUGACAGAUGAUCAGAUACGGCAAAUGGAUUUGAUGAUGCAUCCCAAGUUUACUUCUUGGAUCAGCAACAACAAUUUCUUUAAAAACCGAAAACUACGUAUGAUCUGCCCACCAAAGGCAAACAUGCCUGUUCAGGAUCCUAACCUGCCACGUCGAUCACGUAUUGCCCUGAUUCCACCCACUGAUUUGCUCUUGAUAAUGUUAACCCAAAGUGAUAAAGCAUUCGUUGAGGGCCAUUUUACAAAGAUAAAAGAUGUUCAUAGCCUCUCAGACUACAAUGUCUGGCUCAAGAUCAUACAUGUUGAGGAACACAAGCAUGAGCGAAAGAAAAAGACGGAUAUUUAUUUAGCAGACAUGAGCAGUGAUACACUUCCUGUCAUAUUAACCCUGUUUGAUGAACAGAUUCAGCUGGCAUCUAUCUUUCGAAGAAAUGAUUAUAUGGGCCUUUAUCGUCCACAAUAUGUCAAUGCUGGUCCGCAACCAAUGAAUCCUUCUGGAAUUGUCCUACACUACUCAAAUGAUACAGUCAUAUUUCUGAUGCCAGAAUCUGAAGCACAAGCAGCAGGGUUGGCCAAGACUAAUUUAUCUAGUUAUAUUCAAAGCCAAGGUACAAUCAACUCUAGUAAUAGCACGAAAAAGGAGAUAUUACAGCGUGAUGAGGAGGGGUUCAUGGAUUGCUCGAAUUACAUACCAAGGAUAUAUGUCAGUGAUCUUGUUCACUGUAUGCUGAAUGUAACUUUAUUGGGCAAAGUAGUGGGAUUAGCCAAAAAUAACCCCUUUUAUAAAGAUGGAAAAAGAAUGGAUAGAUACGCUUUGCGGAUUGCUGAUACAACAGGUAUAAUGGAUAUCACACUUUGGGAAGAGGCUGGACAUGACUCGAGAAAGCUAAGAGUCGGGCAAUAUGUCCUAUUAGAACAGUUGACAACUUCUGAUAUGCAACUGAACGGCUUACAAAAAGUAUGGUAUGUUAAUGGAAGCGUGAUCUGCGGCACUAAAGUGUACAACAUCUCUACCAUCACGUCACUUUUGACGAGCUCAUCCUUCCGUAUGCCUAUGCCACUAUGGCAUGCCAAAGAAGCCAAAAGCGAUCAUUUUCAAAUUGAAGCAACUAUAGUUGGAUGGGAGCUACAUACCUUUAUAAACAGACAGAAGGUCAUACAUGACUCAAAUCAAAGCCAAGAUCUUGACACUAUGCCAACACAAUGUAUAGUGUCAGCUGCACACACAACGUGUCUUUUACCACUAUCAUCUAGUAUACUCGAAUGUGAAUUUUGUGGAUAUCCUGUAAAUAAUGAAACCAUACAUGUUUUCCGACCGCGAUCAAGCGACGCAUCGGAAGACAAAGGUUGGAUCGAGUGGGUAUUAGAUGAUGGUACAAGCACAUGUCAUGCUUUUGGAGGAGAAGAAACACUGUUAAAUAUUACCGCAUACAACUAUAGCAAGCUAACACAAAAAACACAGAUUCAUAUGUUGAAUGACCUGAUAGGAAUGUCAGUUCUGUGCUCUCUUACUGAUACGAACUCUUCUGGUUGUUACAGGAUUGAACAAGUCGCCUUUGUCGAACCUACUUUAAAGGAAUGUGAAGAUUUGCUUGAAAAGGUGUCAAAAUAAAAUGCACGCAUAGACAUUAAAAUCAAGUUUCAGGCAUUCAAUUUUAUUCAUAUGUUGUUCUUG